This is a messenger RNA of Thamnophis sirtalis, 4273 nucleotides long. RefSeq names its product charged multivesicular body protein 2A (gene CHMP2A). NCBI's taxonomy places the organism in Eukaryota, Metazoa, Chordata, Lepidosauria, Squamata, Natricidae. Gene Ontology annotation, biological process: vacuolar transport. The record is from RefSeq and is a predicted model, not a curated record.
GCAGAGGAAAGUAAUAUAUAUUGGUUUGAACAGUGGUCAUAGUGACGUUCUGGGCCAUCCAGAGAAACAGAUGGAAGAAACUGGAGGCUCCUCUCCUUAUCUGCUGAAUUUGGAGAUGUUAAAUCUCCAAACUACAAAAGUUGAAGACUAAUACCAGUAACAUGAAGAUGCAAAGAAGAAGAAUGAAUUGCCAUCUUCAAACUUUCAAAAUAUUUUUGGUGUCAUUUUUAAAAAAAAUCGUCUUCAACAUUGUAGGCUGACUCAUUUUCUGUCAGGAUGGAUCUGUUGUUUGGGCGCCGGAAGACCCCAGAGGAGAUGCUACGGCAAAAUCAACGAGCUCUGAAUCGUGCCAUGCGAGAAUUAGACCGUGAGCGGCAGAAACUGGAGACCCAGGAGAAAAAGAUCAUUGCUGACAUCAAGAAAAUGGCCAAGCAAGGGCAGAUGGAUGCUGUGAAAAUCAUGGCUAAAGAUCUGGUGCGAACAAGGCGCUAUGUCAAGAAAUUCAUCCUGAUGAGGGCUAAUAUCCAGGCUGUGUCCCUUAAGAUACAGACACUCAAAUCAAACAACUCCAUGGCUCAGGCAAUGAAAGGUGUAACCAAAGCCAUGGCUACCAUGAACAGACAGCUCAAGUUGCCUCAGAUUCAGAAGAUCAUGAUGGAGUUUGAAAAGCAGUCAGAGAUCAUGGAAAUGAAGGAAGAGAUGAUGAAUGAUGCUAUUGAUGAUGCGAUGGGAGAUGAAGAGGAUGAGGAGGAAAGUGAUGCUGUUGUCUCCCAGGUGUUGGAUGAGCUAGGUCUGACAUUGACCGAUGAGCUGUCAAAUUUGCCUUCCACGGGUGGUUCUUUGAGUGUGGCAGGAGGAAAGAAAGCUGAAGCCUCCGCAGCCCUCGCUGACGCAGAUGCCGAUUUGGAGGAGCGGUUAAAGAACCUACGGCGAGAUUAGAAGAGCAGUGCCCAGCUCCCUUGCCCUCCCCUAGCAUGGGUGCCCUCCAGACACUACUGGUGUUAGGAUUGCAACUCUGCUGUGUCAGGGAGUCCUAGCUUUGCAAGCUUGUGUGGGGUUGACCGUGGGUGGCAUAAUUGGGGGAAAGAAGGGUUAAACCAAACCACGUGGUGCUUUUAUAUUCCCCUUUAAUUUGAAAGGACUUUCAGCAUCACUUGGCAAAAGUAUAAGGUAAAAUAUUUUUUUCACACUACCAUGAAAAUGCUUCCAUUUCCAUGAGGCCGAAUAGAUUGGGAUCUAAAGGAAGGGGGGGGGAGGGCAGGAGUGGGUGCCAUUCCCUAUUUAAUACCCCAUGUUCUUUUGGUGAUAAUGGCAAGGUGGAGGGGGGGGGGCGAAAAGGGAGAACAACAAGCUGUACUGUGGCUGAUAUCUCUGCCACUAAGAAGUGGCCAAGGACUUUAUUAUUCUUUUUCCCAGUAAAGCUUUAUAUAAAACCCUGUCCCUAGAGGCAGGCAAAUACAUAGGCAGGCUGGCCUCCACGUUCGAUUUUUUGUCUCUUGUAAUAAAGGUUGUAGUUUAUACUAAGAGUUCCUCUGGCAUCUGCUCUUGCCCCUGAAAUGGAACAAACUGAAACUGUCCCCUGACAACUCUAGUCCUAAGACAUUUGUCUCUCUUUGUUGUGCAUCUGGGAACUUUUGGAGCAGGGCAUGUUUUAUGUGAGAAAUGUAGGCAGAUUUCCUUGGUUCUAAACAUUUCCCUUUGAGUCUGGGAGUAUAUGAAGAGCAUUGUAAGUGUCCUCUUAUGCUCUACCUAUGUUUGAAACUAUGGACCCAGUUAGUGAGUUGUAGAUAAAAUAUGCGGGUUAAAGCAAAAGGAAGACUCAUACAGUUUAAUUUUGAAUAGAGAGCACUGAGGCAAUACCUACUUAUACAGUGCAAAAUUAAGCUAUGGAAUUCCUUUCAGCAGGAUGAAGUGAUAGCUUUGACUUUCAAUGCAAGGGAAUUUAUUUGUCCUCUCUAAAUUUGGAUGUUAAAUCCAGCAAUCCUGAUAGCUGUGUGGUGACAUCAAAGGCAGAAAAGGGCUGAAAGAGAGGAAGAUUUCUCUUGAAUCCAGUCAAUGGCAUGGCACAGGAAAUUGAGUGUCUCCUGUGGAACCAGGUUGCUGGAUGAGAAGCUAUUUGGCUGAUCUAGCAUGAAUGUAUUUGCCUUACUAGAAUCCAAAAGAGGGUGUACACAGCUGUGCCAGGGAAUCUUUCAGAUGGAAUUGGGGAAGACCAGAAGAUGAAGGGAAUUUUGUGAGGCCUACCGAACAUAUGACAUGUGUCCUGGGGUGUAUGGACGAUCUAGCUUCAUUCUAGAACGCAACGAGGAGGAGGAAUUUCUGAAAUCUCUUCCAUUUUUGUUCACCUGAUAUAUCUAUUGACUUUCCGCAAAUGAUCCAAGGAGGCUGAUUUUCUUUUUCCUUGUCUUUAUUUUUAAUUACUAUUUUUGGAGGAGGGAUGCUUCUGAUUCCCAGGAUCCAAGGUGGAAUGUCAUCUGAGAUCUGAAUUGUUUGGAAACGCAGUGUCCAGGAUGUCCCAGGGAUGGUGGAAGUGGUGAUUCUGAAGGAUGCCCGAUCAUGGGAUGGCUCCAGCAGGCUGUUUAAUGUAAAGCUCUUCUGCGGAUUUAUUUUUCCUUGAGUGCUACUGCACAAAGCAAAUAUGGCAAAGGUGAGGGUUCCAAAAAUCUGAGAACAUUAUGCCAAAAUCAGAAGAUUUCCAACUCAGUAAUUUAACAUGUCCGGUCAGAAUAAAAUACAGGGGCUUUAUUGAAGUUGGGAACUCCUUCUGUAGUGCCUGCUGAGAAUGGUGAAUCAGUGCUGAGCUUACUGUUGGUUGAGCAUUCUGGAGUCCCUAUGGGAAAGGAAACAUGGCUGUCUGGGAGUCCCAGUGAUUUGGAGGCUGUAAAUGUAAUAGAAAAUCAUAGAGUAAUGUCGGUGUAUCCUCCCACUUCUGUGGGAUAUAAUGUUUCUUCCCUUGGGCUAAGCCAUAGCUUUCCUGGCAAAUGGGUGGGGUGGAGUGCCAGCAAACAAUUGGAUUCACAUUACAAACUAGGGUAAAAUGGAGUAUGGUGGCUUGUAAUCAGUAUAUCAGUAUAAUCAUUAUAUGGUGGGAACCCAACCAUUGGUUUCCAGUGUUCCAAAUUGGGUCGUCAAAUAGUAUAUGUGGUUUAUUUAGAUAUAACGUUAUUUGAACACAGCAACUGUUUUGGGGGGCUCCUGUGUCAAUAUCUGAACUUGGAUUAAGUAUUGCUAAUGUUUUCUCUUUCAGGAACCAUAUGUCUUUAAUAUACAUUGUCUUGCAUAAAUCUACUUGAUGAAGUUUUUGCCUCUCUUUUUAUCUUCUUGUGUAGAAAAUAUGUGUGGAGUCAAGCAAAUCUCCUGUGUUAACACCUUCCCACUAGUGCCAAUACUAUUUAUCUUCAGAAACUCCCUAGUAACAGAGAUUCUCAUUCUUCCCACAUUCCUGAUAUUCCUAUCCAUCUAUGGCUUGUUUUCCUUGUUAAGCACCCUGAUACCAUGGAAGCUUGCAUUUAAAAAUGGAGUCAAGGGAUAAAGUUUCAUUGCAAUAACUGCUAUACUUCUACAUGCCUUUUGUCUUUUAAAUAAAGUGGAAAGUGAAAUCCUUUCCUCCAAGAUAAUAUAAUUGCUGCACACUCCCUCUUUCUGACUAAGUUAAUUCCCUAUAGCCCAGCUAUUCUGUAUUGCAACUUGCCAUAUUCCCACUGAAUGCUGCCACCAAUCCUUUUACCCCUGAAGUCCAAACAGUAUAGGGACACUCACCUAGGGACCAUUUUUUAGAUCCGGGUGAGCUAUGCCCAGUGCCCGCAGGCAGGAAUGAUAUGUCUCCAGCAGCUCCUUGCAUGCCUCUUCUCCCUUUUCUUUAACACUGCAAAGGUAAAGAAGUGGUAAAGCAAUGAUAACAAUACUACUGGUUUGUCUUACAAUUGAACAACAGCACCGAAACCUGGAGAUCUUGAAGCUCUCCCUGCAACUCUCAAGAGGUGUGAUGCUCCUGCCACACCCACAGCAGGGGUAGUGACUUGGUAGCUUGAUUACCCCAAGGCAGUCACAAGUGCCCACUUUGAAAUAAUAAUGAAAUCUUUUAUUGCAUCUUUCCAGAUUUUCCCCAGUUUUAUUCUUUUCCUAUUAUAGGUUUUGCUCAGUGACAUAAGGAUUAUAGCCCUUGAUAUAAAGAAUGUUCUCAAUAUGAAACUUAACUGAUUUUUAAUUGUUUUUUCCUUUCCUGAAGUACUUAUUUCUUCUUUCAAAAAAUAAUAAAUGCACCUGUCCAAUG